Temnothorax curvispinosus is the source of this 2077-nucleotide messenger RNA. RefSeq names its product spermine synthase (gene Sms). Lineage: Eukaryota; Metazoa; Arthropoda; Insecta; Hymenoptera; Formicidae. Gene Ontology annotation, molecular function: spermine synthase activity. The transcript has 8 exons. Gene Ontology annotation, biological process: spermine biosynthetic process. The coding region runs from base 346 to 1599 and encodes 417 amino acids. The record is from RefSeq and is a predicted model, not a curated record.
CUUUUGUUUGCACACUACUCUGCGUUUUUUCUUAUAUAAUUCUAAAUUUUUUUUCUAUUUUGUUUGCAUCUGCGCAACGCCAAGUGCUUUCACAGGUUUUUUUUUUUGUUAAUAUACAACACAAUUCAAGAACUUUACUGUCGCAUGCGAUAGUUAAAUUGGUGUUCGAUGUUAUAUAAUAAUUAUGAUGUAAUACAUUUAUAAUAAUGUAUCUCGAGAUAUGCGCGCGCGCUUUCUGGAUCCGUGCGUUUGAAUCGGCCGGAGGUCUCGAGGUAUCGCGACGCCGCGAUAUCUCGCGAUACAUCGCACCAGCAAUCGAACACAAUCGUCAGAGAGGUCCUCCAGAUGAUAAUUCCUAUCGCCCCGCGCGCAUCCGAUAACCUGCGCAUAAAUUCUUGUGCCAGUGUGUGCACACGUCAUUCCUUCACGUCUGGGAGCAACACACUGGCGUACGCCCGAACAGACCGAGCAAUAAACGUUAUCGCACAAUUACAAGCAAUGGUAGCCCAUACCGUACUCCUGGACUUCACGGUCUCCAGUAGCGUAAUUGCCGAUAUGGAGAAGCGAUCGGGCCUGAAAUCGGCGAUCGCGAACGUACUGGCGGAACAUUUCACCGGUCUCAAGCCACUGACAGAGUCGAACAUCGACGGCAGUUUGCUCGUUUUAUAUACCGGACCCAGGGGCAGUCUGAUCACUGUCAGAGGGUACACAGAGGGUCUGAUUACGUUAAACAUCGAGUAUUACAAGCAGGACGAUCAAGAGGCGCUCUUAACUUUCGAGCAGUGGCGAUACUUGGAAGCUGAUGUUGCCAUGGCUUUGAACAGCCAGCGCAGCAAGCGUUUACCGCCAGUAAGACGAGGAACCAUAUAUGACCUCUAUCUGACACUAUCAGACGAGCGACUGCUGGAAUAUGACAUCGACAAGCUCGUGUUCGAGGCUAGAUCACCGUAUCAGAAGGUACAAAUUGUGCACUCCAAAUCGCUAGGCAAUCUGCUGGUACUCGACGAACUCCAAAACAUGUCCGAGGCAGAUCUUAUAUACACAGAAACGCUGAUGCAACGAGGCAAAGAAAAUUACGCUGGCAAGGAGAUAGUGAUACUCGGUGGUGGCGAUGGCGGCCUAUUAUGGGAAUUAUUGAAGGAAAAACCAAAGUUUAUUACGAUGCUAGAAAUUGAUGACAUCGUCAUGAAAGCCUGUAGCCAGCAUAUGCGGAGCAUAUGUGGCGACUGCCUAGACAAGAGAAAGGGCGAUAAUUAUGAAAUCAUUGUCGGCGAUUGUGUGAAAGCGUUAGCCCAUAUGAUCGAAGAAGGACGACAAUUCGAUUACGUCUUCGGCGAUCUGACGGACAUUCCUAUUAGCACAACGCCACAUGGUGAUGCCUGGGAUUUUAUUAGACUAAUCCUCAACUCUUCCAUGAAGGUGUUGAAGUCUACCGGAAAAUAUAUGACGCAUGGAAAUGGCGCGUCAUGUCCAGAAUCCUUGAAGAUGUAUGAAGAAGUCUUAUCUCAAUUGUGCGUGCCGGUCACGUUCACGAAAGAUCGCGCUUUUGUCCCAUCUUUUUUCGAAGAUUGGAUCUUCUAUCAAGUCUCACUGAAAUGAUGGAGCAAAGAAUAUUCGGGUAGAACCUGGAGGACCAUGGCAAACCGGUAUCCUCACAGUCUGCUGCCUGUCUUAUGACCCAAGCUCUACUUCCUAGUUCUAGCUUUAUUAAUUAAUGAAAUUAGUUCCUGAGUGAGAUGAAUCAAAUUAUUAUUAAAUUAGUUCAUUUCAUAACAUAUUAAUUACUGUUUUCUCUCGAGAUUUCCUCGAGAAUUUUAUUAUGCGUAAUGAUUGCGUUGGAAGAUAAAUCUAAGAAAUAAUAGAUGAUAGCAGAAAAAAGAAUAUAUACAUAUAUCUUUUUAUAAGAGAUAAAAUACCUUACUUUAAUUUGGUUUAUCUCUUUUAUCAUGUUCUAGAGGAAGCAAGGUUCAAAUUGGAUUUAAUUUGCAUUACCUCUUGUCGAAAUACAUUUUUCACAACACCUCCACGGAAAGUUCGACUUUCCAUGCCUGUAGAGAGGGGCGAAAGUGGCCAAUUU